AUGGCCAGUGUCAGCUUCAGCGGCCACCGCCUGGCGCUGCUGGCGGCGUACCAGGAGGUGAUCCAGGAGGACUGCCCUGCCGACUGGGCUCUUUACACAUAUGAGGACGAUUCAGAUGACCUCAAGUUAGCAGCGUCAGGAGGGGGUGGCCUACAGGAGCUCUCGGGUCAUUUUGAGAACCAGAAGGUGAUGUACGGCUUUUGCAGUGUCAAGGACUCCCAGGCUGCACUCCCCAAAUAUGUUCUCAUCAACUGGGUCGGUGAGGAUGUACCGGAUGCCCGCAAGUGUGCCUGUGCCAGCCAUGUGGCCAAAGUGGCGGAAUUCUUUCAGGGUGUGGAUGUGAUUGUCAACGCGAGCAGCGUGGAGGACAUAGAUGCUGGUGCCAUCGGACAGCGGCUUUCUAAUGGCCUGGCUCGCCUGUCCAGCCCAGUGCUGCACCGACUGCGACUUAGGGAGGAUGAGAACGCUGAGCCUGUGGGUACCACUUACCAGAAGACAGACGCUGCUGUGGAAAUGAAACGGCUUAAUCGGGAGCAGUUCUGGGAGCAGGCCAAGAGAGAAGAGGAGCUGAGAAAGGAGGAGGAGAGGAAGAAGGCCCUGGAUGAAAGGCUGAAGUUUGAGCAGGAGCGGAUGGAGCAGGAGCGCCUAGAACAGGAGGAGAGGGAAAAGCGGUACCGGGAGAGGGAGCAGCAGAUUGAAGAGCACAGGAGAAAACAGCAGACUUUGGAAGCUGAGGAAGCCAAACAGAGAUUGAAGGAACAGUCAAUCUUUGGUGACCAUCGUGAGGAGGAGGAAGAGGCGCAGAUGAAGAAGUCAGAAUCAGAAGUGGAGGAGGCAGCCGCCAUCAUUGCCCAGCGACCUGACAACCCCCGGGAAUUCUUCAAGCAGCAAGAGCGAGUGGCUUCAGCUAGCAGCUGUGAAAUGCCCACCCCCUUCAACCACAGGCCAGGCAGCCAGAUGGACAGCCACAGGAGGGCUGCAGCGGCAGCUGCCCGGAGCCCCUCGGACUCCAGCUCCGCCUCCACGCCUGUGGCAGACCAGAUUGAUCGGGCCCUGGAUGAAGUGACAUCCUCACAGCCACAGCCUCUCAGCAGAGAGCCCAUCGCAGAGUCCUUGUUGGAGAAGGAGCCUCCAGGAGAGACAGCUGGGCCCCUGGAGGACUUGGUGUUUCUGGAGACCAAAGAGGAGGUGGGGGCUGCAGAUGCAGCAGCCCCAGUUGCUUCUGCUGAGAGCUCUGAGGAGAUAGAGCUGGCUGAGCCUGCUGGCCCCCCUGAACCACCAGCUCAGGGGAGCCUCAUCGACUUGUGGCAGAGUGAUGGGGUUUCCCCUCCCGAACCCACAGAAUGGGAGCUGCAGGCUGAUCUAAGGGCUCCAACUCCACCCCAGGAGGGGCCUGGAGCCAUACUGGAAGAGUCCCAAUUGGUAGCCCCUCCAGAGCCUCCUCCACUGGGGGAGGGGGCACCAGAACCCCCCAUACUGCCUGCUGACAAUAGUGCCAACCUCCUGAACUUCGAUGAGCUGCCUGAGCCUCCAGCUACGUUCUGUGACCCUGAGGAGGGUGACCGUGAAGCCCCUGAUGUGGGCGGGAUGGAGGGGUCCCACCCUGGCUCUGAACAAGAUGUCCUGGUGGCCGAGACCCUGCCCAUGGACUUGGAGGAGCUGGAACCAGAGCAGGAAGCCCACUUGCUAACCAAUGGAGAAACCACCCAGAAGGAGGGGACACAGGCCAGUGAGGGAUAUUUCAGCCAAUCACAGGAUGAGGAGUUUGCCCAAUCAGAAGAGCUAUCUGCUAAAGCCCCACCUCCUGUAUUCUACAACAAACCCCCAGAGAUCGACAUUACCUGUUGGGAUGCGGACCCUGUGCCUGAGGAAGAGGAGGCCUUUGGAGGCAGUGUCUAGCCCUUCCGGUUAGGUCUCCCCAGGCAGACACCAUGUGAAGGCCGCCCACUCUCUGGGCUCCAUGCCAGCUGGCCCGUCGCGCCUUCGCCCGCAGCAUUUCCACCUGGUUGGUGGUGACUCUGGACUCCCGGCCCCUGUCCCGGAACGGGGCCACCUCCCCAUUCCCCUGUCCUGCCAUGGGGGGGCCCAGACUUUUAUAGCUUUUCUCCCUUUUUUUUAAAAGUUGAUAGGAAAAGUGUACAGUUGACUGGUUUUCCUCUCUGUUGGUAGUGAGAUGCUGUUCCAUACCCUCCCCCUCCAUAUCCCUUGGGGUUGAGGAGGUAGAUCUCUGUACCCCCCUUCAGCUCUCUUGGCCUGUAUCAGAGGCCCAGACCCCAGGCCUGGCCAGCCGUCCCUGGGGUUGCUUUCAGACUCCAGGGAGAAUGGUUCUCCUUAUACACAACCUUUUCCUAAUUUUUGUUUUGUUUUGUUUUGUUUCUUGAAAAAAUAUCACUCACUGCAUUCUCUGUCCAGGGCUUGGAUAAUUUGCACGAAUUUAAAAACAUGGCAAUAAAUGGCUCUGUGGGCUCUGGUUCCAUGGGACCCCUCCCUCCCCCUCCCCCCAGGAGUAACCCAGCUGGGGUCAGGCCAAGGUGGAGUCCUCAGGCCAACAUGGGUUAGGGUGACAGUAAGGAGACUUCUCCUAUCCCUGUAAUGGCUCCUGAGUGAAUGGGAGGGGGAAUUUUUACCAUCUGCCAUCCUCCCCUGGCCCUGGCCUUUCAGCCUUCUCUAAUGUUGCCCUCCUACUGGGCAGGUCCCGGGCUGGAGGCCUCUAUAUGGCUCACAUGGUCCCCUUGGCUCAACUGGGCCAUGGGAGGGGCCUAGGUGGUAGGGCUGUUGGGGUACUCCCUCCCUCCCCCAGGAACCAGCCCCCUCUCCCAAACUGCCCUCCUCUUGUCGCUUGGUAUCCUUUUUCACGUUUAGUAACUGUUUUUGGAAAGCACAAACUUCUGUAAUGGCGUGUGCUCAUGUCUGUUAAUAAAGAAAUCCAGAUCCA
Molecule: messenger RNA, 2935 nt
Organism: Vombatus ursinus (common wombat)
Lineage: Eukaryota; Metazoa; Chordata; Mammalia; Diprotodontia; Vombatidae
Gene: DBN1
Product: drebrin 1
Exons: 14
Coding region: 1-1899 (632 amino acids)
Biological process (GO): postsynaptic actin cytoskeleton organization; positive regulation of dendritic spine morphogenesis; positive regulation of axon extension
Cellular component (GO): dendrite; plasma membrane; site of polarized growth
Molecular function (GO): actin filament binding
Source: RefSeq, a predicted model, not a curated record